Messenger RNA from Didymosphaeria variabile, 480 nucleotides. RefSeq names its product Transmembrane nucleoporin (gene POM33). The record is from RefSeq and is a predicted model, not a curated record. Gene Ontology annotation, biological process: endoplasmic reticulum tubular network organization; membrane organization. Gene Ontology annotation, cellular component: endoplasmic reticulum; membrane. The transcript is spliced from 2 exons. Bases 1 to 480 code for a protein of 159 amino acids. Lineage: Eukaryota; Fungi; Ascomycota; Dothideomycetes; Pleosporales; Didymosphaeriaceae.
AUGUGCAUCAUGGCUCUCAUCUGGCUCUUCUCCCGCCAGAUCCCGAUGGCCGUUCUGCCUUUCGCAGUCUACUCAGUGUUCCACGUCGCUACUUACGUGCGCUCAAACUUGCUGCCCACCAUCCAGCCCCCACCUGCCGGAGCUCAGCCCGGCACCAAGUCCUCAUCUGGCCUGUCCGAUGCCAUUGGCAAGUUCGUGAAGGAGUACUAUGACGGCAGCAUGACCCUUGUUGCUAUCCUCGAAAUUGCCCUCUGGUUCCGCGUCUUCGGCUCUGCUCUCCUCUUCCAGAAAGGCUCAUGGAUUCUGAUCGUUGUGUACACCGUCUUCUUCCGCGCCCGCUACGCACAGAGCACCUUCGUCCAGGGCGCCAUCACCCAACUCACUGCCCGCAUUGAUGCUCAGCUCGCCAAUCAGAGCACUCCCCCCGGUUGCUCGCCAGGGCUGGGGCACCUUCAAGAACAUCAUCAGGCAGGCGGGUGA